Messenger RNA from Schistosoma rodhaini, 675 nucleotides. NCBI's taxonomy places the organism in Eukaryota, Metazoa, Platyhelminthes, Trematoda, Strigeidida, Schistosomatidae. The record is from the annotation of a GenBank genome assembly.
AUGAAUUGCAGAGAAUAUUCCUUUAUCUUCUCUGUUGUAGAACCUGAAAUUUCGGAUGUUGUUUCAGCUUUAUUUCAUACAAUUUUACUUCAUAGGACGUUACCGACUCUUGAUUUUAAAGGAGGAGCAGUGAGCUACAAUUCCUAUCUUGGCAUAUGUGAUGUGGAUUGUAAAAGUCUUGACUUGACUUAUGUGUGUAUAAACUCAAACCAACUUAUCGAAAAGGUGGCGACUUCAGUUUCAGCCUUUGUUGAAGCUAUGCAUCGUGAUAGCUGUUCAUCUAACAAUAAUGGCGAAGUUCGUGGUGCAAUUAACUUGGAGUUUAUGGUUCACAGAAAAGGGGUUUGGUUGGGACCAGAAGCCUCGACUUGGGAACGUUGGAUUGUAAAUGUGAUUUUGAAAACUGUCAGUGCAAAUGAAAAAGAGGAUCAUCGUCGUCAAAUCAGCAAUCAACUGAGAGAUGAAUUAUGCAACAUUCUUGAACACUUCAACUCUCCUUCAGCUUAUGCUCCAUCUUUAGGUAGCUCACAAGCGGAAACAGAACACAUCAUUGACUUUUCUAUGUGUGGAAUUUCACCCUAUCGGUUUAAUAUAAAUUAUCUUGCUAAUUCAUGUCAAAGUCGUUCCGGAGUAAGUGUGACCAUGAGGCGUAUAUUUAAAGAUGCUAGACUUUGA